Messenger RNA from Seriola dumerili (greater amberjack), 2641 nucleotides. RefSeq names its product solute carrier family 7 member 7 (gene slc7a7). Gene Ontology annotation, cellular component: membrane. Gene Ontology annotation, molecular function: L-amino acid transmembrane transporter activity; basic amino acid transmembrane transporter activity. NCBI's taxonomy places the organism in Eukaryota, Metazoa, Chordata, Actinopteri, Carangiformes, Carangidae. The transcript is spliced from 11 exons. Gene Ontology annotation, biological process: amino acid transmembrane transport. The record is from RefSeq and is a predicted model, not a curated record. Bases 412 to 1911 code for a protein of 499 amino acids.
AGGAGCGCAGAGCAGGAACAGAGAGUCACAGUCAAAACAGGAGGAGGAAGACGCGCCGAAAGGUUCAGAACCGAGAGAAACGAGGAGAAAGAACAAUGAGAGGGCGAACAGGCGAGGAGAGGUGAAGACAUCAUUUCACCGAGGACUGCUGCUGCGCGUUUUGGACACACAAGAGGACCCAAACGGCGCUGAGAGGCGCCUGGAGAAGUCACUUCCUUCAUGAACCCACGUGCUGCUGAUCUCCUGCUGCUGCUGCUGCCUCAAGAUGGCAGGAGAUGAUCACAGAUAACUGAGGGAAAAGUCUCACUUCAAGACAGAAAACUCUUUGCAACUCUGCAACUGAAAUCUUGUACAGAAAACAGUCCCACACUUUUUUUUUCAGUUGGUAAAUAAACUAUCAAAACACGAACAAUGGCAGACUACACCCCCACCCCAACGCAAGAGGCGACUAAUGGCGGCCCUCCAUCUGCAAAGACCAAAGACUCUGAGGAGUCCAUGAAGCUGAAGAAGGAGAUCUCCCUCCUGAACGGGGUCUGCCUGAUCGUGGGCAACAUGAUCGGCUCGGGGAUCUUCGUCUCGCCAAAGGGCGUCCUCAUCCACAGCGCCUCCUACGGCCUCUCUCUGGUGGUGUGGACCAUCGGUGGGAUCUUCUCUGUGUUCGGGGCCCUGUGCUACGCCGAGCUGGGGACCACCAUCACCAAGUCGGGGGCCUCCUACGCUUACAUCCUGGAGGCCUUCGGGGGUUUCCUGGCCUUCAUCCGUCUGUGGACGUCGCUGCUGAUCAUCGAGCCGACCAGCCAGGCCGUCAUAGCCAUCACGUUCUCCAACUACAUGGUGCAGCCCAUUUUCCCCACCUGUAUAGCUCCAUACGUGGCCAACAGGCUGCUGGCUGCUGCUUGCAUAUGCCUGCUGACCUUUGUGAACUGUGCCUAUGUGAAGUGGGGCACCAGGGUCCAGGACUUCUUUACCUAUGCCAAAGUCAUCGCUCUCAUUGCUGUCAUCAUCACUGGCCUGGUGAAGAUCGGACAAGGUCACACUCAGAACUUCGAGGGCCUCUUCGAUGGCUCGUCUCAGGACCCGGGGGGCAUUGCUCUGGCUCUGUACUCGGCUCUGUUCUCCUACUCUGGAUGGGACACCCUCAACUUUGUCACAGAGGAGAUCAAAAACCCAGAGAGGAACCUGCCACUGGCUAUCGCUAUCUCCAUGCCCAUAGUGACCGUGAUCUACAUUCUGACCAACGUGGCGUACUACACCAUCCUCCCCAUGAAUGCAAUCUUAGACAGUGAUGCUGUAGCUGUGACAUUUGCAGACAAGGUGUUCGGCGUGAUGAACUGGACUAUUCCCCUCGCUGUGGCUCUUUCCUGCUUCGGAGGACUCAACGCCUCCAUCCUGGCCUCCUCCAGGCUGUUCUUCGUGGGCUCCAGAGAGGGCCACCUGCCCGACUACCUGUGCAUGAUCCAUGUCCAACGCUACACCCCCAUCCCCGCCCUGCUCUUCAACGGCAUCAUGGCUCUGAUAUACCUGUGUGUAGAAGAUGUCUUCAGGUUGAUAAACUACUACAGCUUCAGCUACUGGUUCUUUGUGGGUCUGUCCAUUUUGGGGCAGCUGUAUCUGCGCUGGAAGCAGCCGGAUAGAAAGAGACCCCUGAAGCUCAGUCUCUUCUACCCCAUCAUUUUCUGUCUCCUCACCGUCUUCCUGGUGGUUGUGCCGCUCUACAGCGACACCGUCAACUCCCUGAUCGGCAUCGCCAUCGCCCUGUCAGGAGUGCCCGUCUACUUCCUCUGCUGCUACACUCCGGCCCACAAGAGGCCGCUGUGGCUACGCCGCUUCAUCGCUCAGUCUGGCGUGCUGAUUCAGAAGGUGUGCUACUCUGUUCUGACUGAAAUGGAUGUUGAGGACAAGGAAGAGUAGAGACGUUUGAUUUUAACACCCUGCCGGAGACUGACGACGCACAAACAUGGAGGCUCUACCCGAACUUAUCAUGGCCAGUCGCUAACCGCCGCGCAGCCUCGAUGGACGAACAUCUGGGCUUGAGCUGGACCCAGCUCUCUGACCUGUCAGUCAUCGCCCGGUGAUAAUGUUAAUGUAUGACGGUGCCCGGGCGCUUGAUGGCAAGAUUUCACUCUAGCUGACUGUGACUUCAGAGAGAACAUUUUAAUGCACUCCUGAAGAAAUCUACUCCUGUUUCUAUCAGAAAACAGUAGAGAAUUAUUUAAUUAAUAUAUCAAGACAAGUUUUUCUUUGUGUGAAAUUACAUAUAUGUAUUUUUGAUCAUACUGGAAGGUGGCAAAUUAAUAUGGUUCAAAUGUUUAAGCGGAACGGAGAAUAUCCUUGAAACUGAAAGCACUGCUGACCAUAGAAACAGCCUUGGUAUUACUAUUAAUAUCAUUUGCAAAAAGAAGAACCAGCAUUAAAAUAGAUUUGAUUACGUCACUCCACGUUCACCGCGGAGGAAAAAGUUCAAAUAAAGUUUUAUACUGUCAUCUUUGAGGUCUAGAGAAGUAAAGGGCUAUUUUUACACAAAGUAACUCAUUUUUUUUCAGAAGUGUCUGAUUCAAACACGAGCUGUUAAAUGUAACUUUGAGACAGUUGAGCUGCAAACAUGUAUUUAUAAUAAAAAAUUACUUAUGGAUAACAUAAA